Oncorhynchus masou masou (cherry salmon) is the source of this 7055-nucleotide messenger RNA. Its product is annotated as sodium bicarbonate cotransporter 3-like. Gene Ontology annotation, biological process: monoatomic anion transport; bicarbonate transport; regulation of intracellular pH. The coding region runs from base 14 to 3481 and encodes 1155 amino acids. NCBI's taxonomy places the organism in Eukaryota, Metazoa, Chordata, Actinopteri, Salmoniformes, Salmonidae. Gene Ontology annotation, molecular function: sodium:bicarbonate symporter activity; solute:inorganic anion antiporter activity; monoatomic anion transmembrane transporter activity. Gene Ontology annotation, cellular component: plasma membrane; basolateral plasma membrane; apical plasma membrane. The transcript is spliced from 25 exons. The record is from RefSeq and is a predicted model, not a curated record.
UAGGUUAGUGAAAAUGCCAGUCAGUCGAGUUAGUGUCGGUGACACGUCAAAAAAGGUUAUUUCGGUAUUCGAUAUUCAAAUUCUCCCAGAGGAUAGGGGACAGAAAUUUGGACAAAUGGAAGAAGAGGCCAGUGAACAGAUGCGACCCCUCUUGACAUCCGGGAACGAUGAUGAGGCGGUGGUGGACCUGGGGAAGACUAGCUCCACCAUUCACACCAACUUUGAGAAAGAGGAGCUAGAGAGUCACAGAGCGGUCUAUGUGGGUGUCCAUGUUCCUCUGGGCAGAGAGACCAAACGGAGGCACCACCGUGGCCACCGUGGCCACAGACACCACCGCAAGAGGAGAGACCGCUCGGACCAUGAAGAUGGACGAGAGUCUCCUUCCUAUGACACCCCGUCCCAGCGGGUCCAGUUCAUCCUGGGGACAGAGGAUGAUGAUGAAGAGCACAUGCCCCACGACCUGUUCACUGAGCUGGACGAGCUGUUCUUCCGGGACGGACACGUCUACGAGUGGAGGGAGACAGCCAGGUGGUUAAAGUUUGAGGAAGACGUGGAGGAUGGAGGGGAGCGUUGGAGUAAGCCCUACGUAGCCACGCUGUCUCUCCACAGCCUCUUCGAGCUCCGCAGCUGCAUCCUCAACGGCACUGUCAUGUUGGACAUGAGAGCUAACACUAUUGAGGAGAUCGCAGACAUGGUGAUAGACAGCAUGGUGGCGUCAGCUCAGCUGGAGGAGGAGUUGAGGCAGAAGGUGAGGGAGGCCAUGUUGAAGAGACACCACCACCAGAACGAGAAGAAGCUCAGCAACCGCAUCCCUCUGGUGCGCUCCUUCGCUGACAUCGGCAAGAAACAAUCUGACCCACACCUGCUUGAGAGAAACGGCCUCCUGGCAUCCCCCCAGUCAGCUCCUGGGAACCUGGAGAACAGUAAACCGAGUGAGAGCCGCAUCAACGGAGGAAGCAGAGAGAACAGCACUGUGGACUUCAGCAAGGUGGACAUGAACUUCAUGAAGAAGAUCCCUCCUGGGGCGGAGGCGUCCAACGUGCUGGUGGGAGAGGUGGAAUUCCUGGAGCGACCAAUCAUAGCAUUCAUCAGGCUGUCCCCCGCCGUGCUGCUCACUGGUCUCACUGAGGUGCCUGUACCCACCAGGUUCCUGUUCCUGCUGCUGGGUCCGUUUGGGAAGGGUCCUCAGUACCAUGAGAUCGGCCGCUCCAUCGCCACGCUGAUGACAGACGAGGUCUUCCAUGAUGUAGCGUACAAGGCCAAAGACCGGAACGAUCUGCUGUCGGGGAUAGAUGAGUUUCUGGACCAGGUGACCGUCCUACCCCCAGGAGAGUGGGACCCCACGAUACGAAUCGAGCCCCCCAAGAGUGUCCCAUCUCAGGACAAGAGGAAGACGCCCUCAUUGCCCAACGGCUCUGCCCAUAAUGAGUCCUUCAAGGAAGACCAGCACCAAGCAGGACCAGAGCUACAGAGGACAGGGAGGAUCUUUGGGGGCCUGGUGAUGGAUGUAAGGAGGAAAGCUCCGUUCCUAUGGAGCGAUAUUAGGGAUGCUCUGAGCCUGCAGUGCCUGGCCUCUGUGCUGUUCCUCUACUGCGCCUGCAUGUCCCCUGUCAUCACUUUCGGAGGCCUGCUGGGCGAGGCCACCAAAGGAAACAUUAGUGCGAUCGAGUCGUUGUUCGGGGCGUCUCUGACGGGCGUGGCCUUCUCCAUGUUUGCGGGCCAGCCACUCACCAUCCUGGGCAGCACCGGACCAGUCCUGGUCUUUGAGAAGAUCCUCUUCAAGUUCUGCAGUGACUACGACCUGUCCUACCUGUCCUUGAGGACCAGCAUCGGCCUGUGGACGGCCUUCCUGUGCCUCGUCCUGGUUGCCACGGACGCCAGCUCCCUGGUCUGUUACAUCACCCGCUUCACGGAGGAAGCCUUCGCAGCGCUCAUCUGCAUCAUCUUCAUCUACGAGGCCCUGGAGAAGCUGGUUCACCUGGGGGAACUCUACCCCAUCAACAUGAACAACAAGCUGGACAACCUCACCUUCUACAUAUGUCAAUGUUCUCCGCCGGUUAACGCCACGCCUGAGAUCCAGCAGGUCUGGAACCACAGCGGGGUCACACCGGAAUCAAUAUCUUGGACCCAACUGGAUGUUGAUGAGUGUUCUAGGCUGCGUGGGGAGUUUAUUGGGCCAGCUUGCGGUCAACAUGGUCCCUACAUCCCUGACGUCCUCUUCUGGUCCGUCAUCCUCUUCUUCACUACCUUCUUCCUCUCCUCCUUCCUCAAGCAGUUCAAGACCAAGCUCUACUUUCCCACCAAGGUACGGUCGACCAUCAGUGACUUCGCGGUCUUCCUGACCAUCAUGAUCAUGGUCCUGGUGGACUACCUGGUGGGCAUUCCCUCCCCCAAACUGAAUGUGCCUGACCGCUUUCAGCCCACGUCUGAGAACCGUGGCUGGCUGAUCUCCCCGCUGGGGACCAACCCCUGGUGGACCAUGCUGGCUGCAGCCAUCCCUGCCCUACUCUGCACCAUCCUCAUCUUCAUGGACCAACAGAUCACCGCCGUCAUCAUCAACAGGAAGGAGCACAAACUCAAGAAAGGCUGUGGCUACCACCUGGAUCUUCUGGUGGUGUCUGUGAUGCUGGGGGUGUGCUCCAUCAUGGGCCUGCCCUGGUUUGUAGCGGCCACCGUGCUCUCCAUCUCCCACGUCAACAGUCUGAAGCUGGAGUCAGAGUGCUCGGCCCCUGGGGAACAGCCCAAGUUCCUGGGGAUCAGAGAGCAGAGGGUCACCAGCUUCAUGAUCUUCAUCCUCAUGGGCUGCUCUGUCUUCAUGACCUCGGUGCUCAAGUUCAUCCCUAUGCCAGUCCUCUACGGGGUGUUUCUCUACAUGGGUGUGUCCUCACUCAAAGGCAUCCAGUUCUUUGACCGUAUCAAGCUGUUCUGCAUGCCAGCUAAGCACCAGCCUGACCUGAUCUACCUGCGCUACGUUCCCCUGUGGAAGGUCCAUGUGUUCACCCUGGUGCAGCUCACCUGCCUGGUGCUGCUGUGGGUCAUCAAGGCGUCUGCCGCCGCCGUCGUCUUCCCCAUGAUGGUGUUGGCCCUGGUGUUUAUACGGAAGCUGCUGGACCUAUGUUUCACCAACAGGGAGCUGAGCUGGUUGGACGACCUGAUGCCUGAGAGCAAGAAGAAGAAGGAGGACGACAAGAAGAAGAAAGCCAAGGAGGAGGCCCAGCGCAUGCUGGGCGUGGAAGAGGGCAUAGCACACCCCUGCGACGGGCCGGGCAUCCUCAAGACCCUCAAAGUCAGUUUGGACCCCUCUAUGGUAAACAUUUCUGAUGAAAUGGCCAAAACUGCCAAUUGGAAGUCUGUCUCCAUGAACUCUGACAGUGCCAAAGCUCUGAAGCAUAGUGGCAGCCAGGCGAAGGUGUCCUGUGUGAAGAUACACUUGGAGAAUGACCAGGGGGAGAAGUAUGGGGAUGCUGAGACCUCCUUAUGAAGGAGGGACGGGAGGAGCAGGGAGGGGGCCACUUCAGCCUCUAGCCCACCAGGUGGCGUUGUCCUCCUGUCCUCCCACACAGCAGGGGGCAGUGUCCUUCAUGGCCCUGGCCGUUGCCCUAACAGCCGCUACCAUACCAAUGCCAAGGGGGCACACAAAGACACAACCACUUCUACUUAGCCAUGUUUCUUUAGUUCUUAUUGUGAAAUUAGUCCGAGGGAAAUUUGUCUUUUAAUUUUAUCAUCGUUUUAAGGUGAAAAAAACAUUAACUUUAGAUUCAGGUGUGUCUUUUUAAGGAACCACUUGGUCUUCUUGGAAUGACUUUCAUCAGGCUUUUUACCAACAUAUCCAUAGUCUCUGGGAUAGGGUGUACAGUCUGUCCUCGUAACACUUACUUCGAGGGCAAUGCAUUAUGAAUGCAUGUAGUGGCCUCUAUCGCCCUUAGUGCAUUAUAUUAGAAGAGUUGCUGUAAGCAUUUCAAACUUGUCAAGACUGUCCCCAGGUGGUUUAUAGGAAGCAGUAGGCCUAACAGCAGUCCAAGCACCCCGGGUGGCUUGACCACAACGACGGCUACUACUCACAGCACUCUAUCUGGCCCACUCUGAACAAUAGACACUUUCUGUUUGAGAAAGCAGGUGACGCUCAACAAAAGGUCCAAAUACAUUUGGAGCACCUAUUAGAUUUAAUGGUGUGUGUGUGUGUGUGUGUGUGUGUGGGGGGGCACAUGGGUGUGUGUACAAGUGUAAGAAACUUAAGAGCAGCUUAAGAUGUCUUUUCACAAUAUCAUGUGUACAAUGUGCUGUUGAUUCAGAUUAUCAGUCACAGUAGGUUGAAAGACUGAGUAUGUUCUGUCAAAGUGAACAUGACAGACCACAGCAUAGACCAUAGUUUGCAGAAUAUUUCUUGAAUUAAUUGGCAAACAUCUCUUACUAAUCUUAAACAAUCCCAAAUUGGAAGCGGACUAUAAUAAGAUAACGUUUCAAAAACAAAAUGUUCUCACAUUUCUCGAUUGAGCGGUCUUGUUAUUUUGGAGUAAUGGUGAGGGUAUUGCCUGCAGUGUCCAUACAUACAUAAUCGUGGACUUGAAAGGAAGAAAAUAUGUAUAGAGUAAGUCUAUGGAGGUUUCUAAAACUGCUGCCUUCUUUAGGGCAGGUUUAAAGCUGUUCAAUAGUGUUACUGUACAUGGCUGUGGUAGCCGGGGUUUCAUCUAGUGUAGUGCACCUGCACCAAGGAAGUCUUACCAGAGCUGUAGCCUCCCUUGGUUAUGAUGACGAGGGGAAACCCACUUUUAUCCAUUUAAACGGUUUACAUCCAAUGGAAUAUUUUCUGUUAUGGGGUAUAUAUUUUAGAUUGUCUAUAUAUAUAUUUUUUAUCAUUAUUAUCUAUAUCAUUACAAAAUGUAAUGCAUUUAAUUUAUUUUGAGUGGGUCAACGUUGCAGAGUUUGGGGGGGGGGCAGGAGGAGGGAGCAGUGUCGUUUGUUGCUGGCCGGUAAUUAAUGUUCUUUAUUUCCUGUCUUUAUAUCUGUGCACUUUAGAUACGCCUGCUGCACAACGAGAGGGGUGGGCAGGCUACAUGUACCUUUUUAUAUACAUGUAUCUAUUUAGAUCAGUCUCAGGAACCAAUGGGCUCAAUGAGGCCCUUGUCUCUCUUUCUCACCAUCUCUGUCAGUCUUUCUUUCUCUCCCUUUCUCCCUGUCACUCUCUUUCUGUGUCUUUUGUCUCUCUCUCGGCCUCUCCCUCUCUCUCUGUGUUGUCUCUCUGUUGUCUCUCUCUCCCUCUCUGUGUUCUCUCGCUCCCUCUCUGUGUUGUCUCUCUCCCCGUCUCUCUGUUCUCUGUCUCUGUGUUGUCUCUCCCUUUCUCUCUCUGUUCUCUCUGUCUCUGUGCGUUGUCUCACUUUCACUCUGUUGCUCACUGACUGACUCCCUCAUUGUCAAUCCACUUGUGUUGCUAGAAGAUGUUGCUGUGUGUUUCUCUGCCCCUCCCUUUCAGCUGUAAACCCUUUUUACCUAUUUGACACUGGACAACACUGUGAUAGGUGGGUUUCUCUGUGCUCUUCUUUUAUUGGCUAUUCUGUUGUAGGCAGUUUUGUAAAGAAAAAUUCUUAAUUUUGUCCCAUGGAUUUACUGUUAAUGAAUAGCAAUGCUUUUGGUUGAUUAUCCGAUAUGUAUACUGUUACAGGAGUCCUACUGGGAAAGGCAUCAGUCUGUUGUUCAUGGCUCUGUGAUUGAGUUUAAUUCAUGAGUUUGAAUUAUGUGAUUGAAUUAGUUUUAUUUAAAUCUAUAGUGUUAUACAAAUCUGGAAGGAAGGUUAUGAAACUUUGGGUGUAAGUCGUACGGGGGGCAAGAAUUUGUUUUGACUUCAAUAAAGAGGAGACUCCUCAAGUUCAAUAACUGACUGACCACUUCCAUCUGAACACCUUGAUGAAAACAAACCGUCAUCUGUUUUAGCAGCUGUUUUGCCCUCUGGGUCAAUUAUGGGCCCCAUACUAUGAAUGUUGGAAAUUGACGUACGUUCUCUUUCCUUCUGACUUUGUGCUUACCAGUGGUGUAAAAAUACUUUUAAAUAUUACUUAAGUCAUUUUUGGGGUAUCUAUACUUUUCUUUACUAGUUAUAUUUUUGACAACUUUUACUUCACUACAUUCCUAAAGAAAAUAAUGUACUUUUUACUCCAUACCUUUUCCCUGACACCCAAAAGUACUUGUUACAUUUUGAAUGCUUAGCAGAACAGAAAAGGGUUAAAUUCACACACUUAUCAAGAGAACAUCCCUACUGCCUCUGAUCUGGCGGACUCACUAAACACACAUUCUUAAUUUGUAAAUGAUGUCUGAGUGUUGGCGUGUGGCCUGGCUAUCCGUAAAUUUAAAAACAAGAAUUGUACUGUCUGGUUUACUUAAUAUAAGGAACUUUAAAUUAGUCUUACUUUUGCUUUGAUACUUAAGUAUAUUUUAGCAAUUACAUUUACUUUUGAUACUUAAGUAUAUUUUAAAACCAAAAUUUAAACUUUUACUCAAGUAGUAUUUUACUAGGUGACUUUUACUUGAGUCAUUUUCUAUUAAGAUAACUUUACUUUUACUCAAGUAUGACAUUUGGGUACUUUUUCCCAUCAUUGGCGUUGCCUUGGUGUGCAUUAUCUCUUGGUAGUUGAGUACUUAAGCAGGCUGGGACUAGGAAACGUGGCCUACUGGGGAGCUUGUUAAGAGCAGUCCGAGGUGCAUUUUUCUCCGUAUCUAACCUACGCUGUACAACAAUAGAACACAGAAUCAACUGUCAUAGUACUGCUAUGUGAAACUCCUAAACCAGUGAGGAUCACUGAGGACAGGCGAUCGUUCAGCACCAUGUGACUAGACAUUUCAGUCCCCUAUAAAGUGGCUUGGAUUGGCCUCAUGUUGCCAUUCGGUUUGAUAUCAGUGAAGUUUUUAAUGAAUUGUUCUUAAACUGUACAAUGAAUGGUAUCUGUACUAUUCUUAUGAGGUUGGGAUGGCGGGAACCGGGGGAUAAUGCAAAUGAACCCUUGAAUUUUUUUGUAAUGGAAAUGAAGUUGUUGAAGGAAAGCAAUAAAGGUUACUACAUUGUA